Messenger RNA from Juglans microcarpa x Juglans regia, 1545 nucleotides. Its product is annotated as transcription factor MYB119-like. Lineage: Eukaryota; Viridiplantae; Streptophyta; Magnoliopsida; Fagales; Juglandaceae. Gene Ontology annotation, biological process: regulation of DNA-templated transcription. Bases 1 to 1545 code for a protein of 514 amino acids. Gene Ontology annotation, cellular component: nucleus. Gene Ontology annotation, molecular function: RNA polymerase II cis-regulatory region sequence-specific DNA binding; DNA-binding transcription factor activity, RNA polymerase II-specific. The transcript is spliced from 3 exons. The record is from RefSeq and is a predicted model, not a curated record.
AUGGAAGGUGGAGGAGAAGGUACUGUUACUGGUGGAGAUGCUUGUGGGCAUGGAAAUUCCCCAAGUAAUUAUCCCAUAUGUCGGUCCGGUCCACCAUUCACUGCUAUAGACAGGUUUUUGUACGGUCACAACACUCAUUUCUCUCAGACACAGACCCAAAACCAUGCAAAGAACAAGGAAGUAGUUGUUUCGGAUACCGUUUUGUGCAGUGUUCCUCGGUCUUGGGGUGCAAUUGGUGGUGGGUUUUCCUGGCCGAACAUUCCAGAGGUGAAUGUUUCUGACGAGUUUUUUGUGGACGGAGAGACUCUGAAUUGGAUGCAUGAGGGAAGCCCUACCAUGGGAUUGAAAGAAAAAGUGGAAGUUUCAGGGAAGAGUAGUUCUAAAGGGGUGGGAAAGGCAGCUAGAAAAGGCUCUUCUGAAGCUUUAAUCAAGGGGCAAUGGACUGAUGAAGAAGACAGGAAACUAAUUAGGUUGGUGAAGCAAUACGGAGUGAGAAAAUGGGCUCAGAUAGCUGAAAAGUUGGCUGGAAGAGCUGGCAAGCAGUGUCGCGAAAGAUGGCAUAAUCAUUUGCGCCCAGAUAUUAAGAAGGAUAGCUGGAGUGAAGAAGAGGAGAGGAUAUUGGUGGAAACUCAUGCAAAGGUCGGGAACAGGUGGGCGGAGAUCGCAAAGUUCAUUCCAGGAAGAACCGAAAAUGCUAUAAAGAACCACUGGAAUGCCACCAGAAGAAGGCAGAAUUCAAGAAGAAAGAACAAACAGACAGAGAAUCAAAAGGCCGGAAAGCCACAUUCAUCUGUUCUUCAAGACUAUAUCAGAAGCAAAAGUACUCUGAUGAUCAGUAAGAGUACUAGUACUACUACUUCCAGCAAAACUAUGAUCGAAAAUCCAUCGACCCAAUUCAACAAUUUCCUCCCGGAACUGUCAGAGAUUUCUCCAUUAACCCAUGAUGAAGUUGACUCUCCCACCAUGAAUAUUUCUCUGACAUAUGAUGAUGAGCUUCUCUUCAUGCAAAACCUUUUUGCAAACCAUUUCGAUCAGCCCUAUGUUCAUGACAACAUUAAUAAAGUCAUGACUACUGCUGAUGAUCCGACAGUACUACUGGCCGAAACAUUUCAUGUUGUUGAUGAUCAGUUUAAGGAUUCUUCAACAUCCAUCAAUUCUAACGACUUUCGUCAAAACAAAGGUGAUCAGCUGCUCACUGAUGUUGUUGAAUGCGGGUUUUCAUCUUUUACUUCAAAAUCAAGCUUGCAGUACUGCAUAAAUAGCGAAGUCCUCCAAGCAAAAGGGACAUUCACUUCCACCAGUGCUACUGCAACCACCUACUUGCAUUCUGACCUCUACCUCUCUAAUUACCUGCUGAAUGGCGCUGCAAAUUCGUUGUCGGCAAAUGAUUACAGCUACGACGACAACAUCAUGAGCGUUGAUUUGCUGACAGACCAAUCCCAUGAUGACUUUUCGACUGGAAGGAAAGAAAUCGACUUGUUUGAGUUUGUGUCUUCAAAUUCCCAGUCCUCUCAGGGCAGCAACAGCAGCUUCUUUCUAGCUUAA